Ruditapes philippinarum (Manila clam) is the source of this 1430-nucleotide messenger RNA. Its product is annotated as leucine-rich repeat and WD repeat-containing protein 1-like. Gene Ontology annotation, biological process: chromatin organization; establishment of protein localization to chromatin. The record is from RefSeq and is a predicted model, not a curated record. The transcript is spliced from 9 exons. The annotation marks the transcript as partial. Gene Ontology annotation, molecular function: chromatin binding; protein binding. Gene Ontology annotation, cellular component: nuclear origin of replication recognition complex. NCBI's taxonomy places the organism in Eukaryota, Metazoa, Mollusca, Bivalvia, Venerida, Veneridae.
CCGGUUGAAUUCGCGGGAUUAGGUUUUUAAAUAUUUUUUGUUGUUUUUACUUAUUUUAGUUGUUUCAUUCCAUUUAAUUACCAUGAAGGGGCCUCCGACACAAGAAGAUAUCUUGAAGCUUGGGAAAUCACACUCGAUGCAGAAUAUAGGGAACCUAGAUUUGUCAGAACGUAACAUAGGCAGAAUUGAUUCCGAAGUGUUCAAUCAGUUAAAAGGCUUACAGACUCUCGAUUUAUCACAGAAUUGUCUGACUAGUAUACCAAGUGAUCUUCACCUUCCAUCAUUGCAGACACUGGACCUGUCUUAUAACCAGUUAGACUCAGUUGAUUUUGUAAGACAGUUUGACAAUCUGCAACAACUCUACCUAGGGGAUAAUGAUGCUAUUAAGAUAGAGGAUUAUUACACGGCCAAGGUAUUAUGUCCCUCUCUAAGAGGUAUAGAUGGGGCCGAGGAUAUAAAACAUAUAGAUAAAGGGAUUUCUCUUUACACUGAUCAGCUGCAGCCACAGAUUGAGGCUGUAUGGGAGGCCAGGUUCUCGGAGGUGUACAGUAAUGGGGUAAACAAGGAAGAGAUGGAGAGUCUACAUGAGGAGUUUGUUAAUACCAUCAACCAGGGAAACAUUGUAGGCAGUAAUCUAACCAUGGUUAAAUUUAGAAAUUUUAUGAUAAGUCACCUUUGUCGUAAAUUGAUUUCGGAUGUGAAUCAAGGAAAAGUUAAAUCUAAAAGGAGAAGCACAAAGUCUUUGGAUGGUCAAAACACACCAUCUCAUUACGGGACCAGAAUUGCCAAAGGAGUAACACCUGUUAAGCACUACAGCAAUACAGAAGAACCAAUCUCUGAUACUGAAACAGCCGUCACACAGAAACAGAGAUCCAGUAAGAAGAGAAAAAGAGAAGACAGUCCCAACACGUCACCAGUCAAAUCAUCACCUAUUAAACGCAAGCGAGAAAGUUCACCAGUCUCAAGCCCAGUAAAGUCUACUACACAGAAAAGGAAAAGGGAGACCACUCCUGACAGCUGUGAAGAGUUUUUACCGAUAGCUAAAAGGAAAAAGGAUAACACUAAAGGGACACCUGAUUUUACAAAGCUGCGAAAAAGUAUACAAGGCUCAAAAUUAUUGAAAGGUUUACCCGAUUAUGAACCUUCAUUAUUUAUACGUUGUCAUUCAAAUGGAAACAACCCAUCUGAUGGAAUCACAAAGAUUUGGAACUGUGCAUUUGAGCCAUUGAUUGGAAGUCCAGGGGAGACAACCAAUAUCCUGGCAACAUGUGGAGGGAAGAAUAUUUGUUUCACUGACUGUCAGACUGGUAAAGUGAUGAAAAGAUACAAAGACUGCAGUAAAUCAGAGUCAUUUUAUGCACUAGCAUGGACUACACUAGAAGCUGAUGGUAAACAUAUGAAGGAUGAUGUCAAUAUAUUAGCAGUGGCGG